CGCAAUCCGACCCCGGAUCUGUGUUACAUUAACUCAUUACACAGUCUGUAGUCUGCACAUUAGACAUACAUUUACCACAAUCUGCUGCUUUUUGGGUUGCAGUGUAAUAGGAGGGUCCACGGUGCGGUGAAGUCGCAGGCGGGGUGGCAGCGGCACAGCAGUCGAGGGCAGGCGGGAACAGGGAAGGAACGCUCGUUCGGAGCGCGCCGCGCGCACAGAGGGGACGCGUUGAUUGACAGUCGGAGGCACUGAGCGCCCCGUGCUGCACACAGGCGGAGCACGCUAAUCUCCUCGUACCCGUCUCGUCGAAGGCAUCUCUGUGAAAUACCAGCCAGAUCAGCCUGGCGCAAAUAAGGGAGGCUCUAUCUGUCCCUGGGCUCAGUGUCGGAGUCUUCUCGCCUCGUAAACGCGGAAAAAGGAACGCGGCAGCUCUGAGACCCUAUCCCAUCCGUGUCUUUACCUGUUCAGUCAGUGUAGUGGUCACAAUCUGGGCUGACCUGGCGCCCCUAUCCUGGAAACGGGAGUGGGUGGACAAAAAAGCUCGGGUUGCACUUUGCAAUCUGAGCCAAAGAAGAUUUUGUCGAUUUCUUUUUGUGGAGUAAAAGGACUGCGCCCGGUGCUUUCGGGAUCAUUUUUGGGCUUCAUUUUUGUCAAAACCGGUGUAAUUGUGAUGCGUUUGUGAGUCAAGUUACACACCGUGGAACCUGCAAAACUCUCCUUUUUAUCCUUUUAAUCGGAAUAACGUUCAGAUUAAUCAGGAGACUCUUGGGAGGAAUUUAAGUUCCAUCUUGGUGCGUAAUUUGUGCGGUGUGUGUGUGUGCGGUUGCUGAGCCGCAGAAGUAGUUGUGCCUCCCUUCUUCUUUUUUUAUCUAUUUUUUUUUUACGUUGAAUACCCCAUUUUCCCAUGGAGUAGGCUAAGUCACUGAUUAAGACUUAAAAAGCGCGGGUUUAUUCUCUCUCGCCUGGAACAAACAGGCGGAUCUGAUGCGCAGAUUCUCCGUAGGAUGGUAAAUGACCGAUGGGGAAUCAUGAACAGCUCUUCUGAACUCGAAGAUGGGACUCGGCAUAAAAACCAGACAUUCUGUGAGUGUGUACCCAGCUCCUCCCAGCUCAAACAUCGCUGGUCAGACUCAGAAACCGCCAGGGAGACCCCGGCGAAGAGGAUGAGCUGCAGCUACCUGCUCUGCACCAUCCUGUUGUUCGUUGCUGUAUUGCUGGCUGUCACUGUAACUGGCACCAUCCUUUUUAUGAAUCACUACCAGGCCCCACCUAUGUCUGAUGGCCUACCCCACAUCUCUACCAAUCAGGAUGAAGCUAAUGCCCUGGUCACCGUUGAGAGAGGCGAUGGCUCCCGCAUCAACAUCUUCAUCGACCCCAACUGUCCCGACUAUAACAGUAACUUUUUGCGCCUUGAGGGUGUGCAGACCUCACUGCUCCACUCGCUAACCGACCACGACUCUGACCUGAAGUCAGUGAAGGGCCAGGAUCGGGCUCUGCUCGUCAGUCUGGCUGAGGAAGUGGCCAAGCUGUCAGCUCAUGCAGGGCAACUGAAAAUGGACUAUGAAUCUCUACGCAGGGGGCAAGGCAGUCUGGGGCAAGACCUUAAGACACUGCAGACUGAGCAGGGACGCCUCCUACAGAUGCUGUCAGACAGCGAGAUCAACAUGGUGAAGGUAGUGAACUCCGUAAGUGAUACUCUUAACGCCAUGCAGAAGGAGAACGUGGGCCUGAAGGCGCGUGUCAAGGCUGACUUGCAGAGGGCACCAGUCAGAGGGGCCCGUCUCAAGGGCUGCUCCAAUGGCUCACGUCCCCGUGACUGCUGGGAUCUGUACGCCAGUGGUCAGAGAGAGGACGGCAUCUACUCCGUGUUUCCUGUUCACCACCCCGCAGGCUUCCAGGUCUACUGUGACAUGACCACAGAUGGAGGAGGCUGGACAGUGAUCCAGCGCAGGGAGGAUGGCUCGGUGAACUUCUUUAGAGGAUGGGAGUCCUAUCGUGAGGGAUUUGGCAAGAUCACUGGCGAACACUGGCUCGGGCUGAAGCAGAUCCAUGCCCUGUCCAUCCAGGGGAACUAUGAGCUACGUAUCGACUUGGAAGACUUUGAAAAUAGCACUGCACACGCCCAAUAUGGUACCUUUGGAGUGGGCCUCUUCUCAGUGGACCCUGAUGAUGAUGGAUACCCUUUGACUGUGGGAGACUAUUCUGGCAAUGCAGGUGACUCUCUACUGAAACACAAUGGGAUGAAGUUCACCACCAAAGACAGGGAUAACGACCACUCUGAGAAUAACUGCGCCUCCUUCUACCAUGGUGCCUGGUGGUACCGCAACUGCCACACCUCCAACCUUAAUGGCCAGUACCUGCGCGGUCAGCACACCUCCUAUGCCGAUGGCAUCGAGUGGUCCUCCUGGACUGGAUGGCAGUACUCACUCAAGUUCUCGGAGAUGAAGAUACGGCCCACCCGCGACCCUGAGAAUAAAUGAAACUGACAAAAGAGAAGGAAAAAAAAGAAGAAAUUUUUCAAACAUUACAAACCACAAUUUCUGACAGCUAGGCAGAAUUACUUGUCUUGAUAUUGUUUAUUCACUAAAACAUACCUCUUUGAGUUUAGUUGACUCUGCUGUUUUCCUCCUGAUGUUUCUCUUCCUUUUUGCGCCUCUUCCUCCAUCACUCAGCUACUAGUCAUGCUGGCUGCCAUAAUCCUUCCCCUGGUCCCUUUUUUAAAAAAAUAAUGUAUCCGUGAUGCCCAUAUUUUUGAUCAUCCAGUUCACAAAAACAGCAUACGAGAGCCCUGAGCCCACAGUCCACUGCGCUAGCUUUACUCAGUCUGACAUGGUGGUCCAGCCGUCCCCUGCAGAAUCACACACCAGUGAUUUCCUCCUGGCAUGUAACUCUGACCUCCCAUCUGUGCUGACAUGGCACUUAGACUGUGGUUCAGUCUCACUGCCCUUUACUAUAUAAUCUGUGAAUAGAGAGGGUUGCUCCAAAUAUGAUAGAAAAAGACAAACCCCUCACAGGAGAUAUAAAUUCUCCUUUUUUUCUCCCUUCUGCAAAAGAAGUCUAGCGUUUCACCAGUGAGAAGGGACAGCGCAGUGGUAGACUGUGUCACAUUUACAUCCUUGAUCUGUAUGAAUAACACCCAGCAGGGUAGUGGCCUCAGAUAAUGAAAGGGAGACGGAGACAGAGAGAAUGAGGAAACAAUUUGACAAGGGUUAAAUUAGUCGCGGGGGGGAAUCACAGGAUAGUAAGGAAGUGGAAGAAGAAGAGGUGCGGAUGAAAAAGAGAAAUGAGAAAAAGAAAGAGACAAUGGAGGAUCUCAUUCAUCUGACUUGGGCCAUUAGGGAGCAUAUUGGGCACUUUGUCUGAUCUGCCUGCCAGCUGAGUACUGGCCAACUGAUGCAGCACUCGCAGAUGGUAACCCAGCACUUUUUAUGAGUAUGAGUGUGUGUAUGCGUGUCUAUGUGUGUGUCUGUGAGAGAGAGAGAGAGAGAGAGAGAGAGAGAGAGAGAGAGUCUACGACAGAGAGAGACAGACAGACAGACAGAGUUUUCUAACACUAUCAGUUUCCUGUCAUGAGUUCAGUAGAGCGUCCCGAUCGACUACAAUGUUUAGCACCAACAGGCUAAACAUGAUGCAUGACUGGCAUGCCUUCACUCUCUCCAUCUCAGCAGUUAAUAUGAAACAACAAAGCCUCUAAUGUAUGUACAUGUAACAAGAAGGAAAACAUACUGACAACAAUUUGAAGACGACAUAUGGGACCACAGAAUGAGUGGCAAAUCAAAAGACUGUCUCACAUUUACCCCAUUGAUCUUCUUUUCUCUGACUUGUUGUGAAAAUACUGCAUUUUUCCCACCCCACCCCCCACCUUAUGGUUUGUCCUCUGUCCUGUAAUUUCUAUUUUCCAGGUGAUCAUUAUGGCAUUUGUUUGUGUGACACAGUUUCACUUGUCACACAAACAGUGAGUAAAUUGUUGUAAAAUAAGAUUUGACGCUCUCAAUCACUGUCUUUUUUUUUUUUUUCUUUUUCCUUUUUAGUAGGAAAGUGUUAUGGCAAAAACAAAAUUGCCUCAAGCAAACAAAAAAAAGAAUGAACGCAAAAGAAAAAAUGUUCUGAAGAAAAAAACACAAAAGCAAGGUGUGGGCGGAAAAUAAUUUUUUUUAAAAUCGGUGAUACAACUUUUUGCAGUUUCAUCGAGUUUCUUUGGAUGUACUAAAAGCUUUAAAAAAAAUAUCUGUAGAUUUUAUUGUAUAGUGUGUAUGACUUUUAGAGCAUGUGAAUCUGUUUUCUUACUAUGCUAAAACACAAAGAGAACUGAAGCACAUGGACUUAACAAAACCCACUGGUUAAAAAAAUAUAUAAAGAAGUGAAAUGAGAUGUAUUUACAGAACUUUUUCCCUUCCUCUACCUGGACAAUAGGUGGGAGUGGCCCACCCCCCCACACGCCACUCUGAAAGUCAAAUACAAAUGAACAGGAGGAAUGUGAUUAUCCCUCAAGCACAUGCCCGUUCUAAUCUGCAGCACAAAUAUAAAUCCUUUUAUGGAGGCACAAUAUGGCAGAGAUUUGGAACCUCUUGGCACAUUAGCUGCCUUGCUGGACAUACGCGAUCUUUCUGACAUCUUGGCUUUUGGAAAAGUCCUGUGGCACUGGGAGACAGUUUUGAAUGUGUGCUGAAGGGUGUCGCCCCAGCUGACAGUGAGUGAACGUGUAGCACUGAGCAAUGUUGCACUGAAUACCUCUGACACUGGAACAGAUGCGAGUUUCUCUGUCAGCACCGGUGCUUGGAAGGAUCUCCCAUGGCUGUGUGUGUAUGUGUGUUUCCGCGGCACCUCAGCUGUGUAUAUAGCGCUAUAUGUCGAGUCUUGGUGGACUCCUGCCACUUUUGUUCAACAUCAAAGCACAGAUACAUGUUACAAAUACUAGCUGAUGUUAGUAUGGCACAGAGUAUGAGGUAUAAUAAUGUCAGAGGAUAUAACAGAGAUAAAAUGAGUUGGAAAUGUAUGACGCCACUUAAAGAGAAGGAGGUUGGCUGUGUAUGAGAAUGUAUGCAAAUGUGUGUUUGUGUCUCUGUACUAAACAGAGCAUGUAUGGGUGUAUGUGUGUGUGUGUGUGUGUGUGAGUGCGUGUGCACAUGUGUGCGUCUACAGUGUCUCUGUGUGUACACAUAAUAUGCACAUGCUUUGGUUUGUACAUGCCCAUGUGCAUGAGCCAGACAAGAGAGCGGGAGGCUGAGUGUGUCUCUCUGUGGAAUUUUGAAGUAAUGUGAUGCUUAUGUACAACUCGCCUCCCCUGCUAUUUGUGUUGAUAACAGAGAGAUUUACAUAAUUAUAAUGAACUAUUACUUAUUGUGAUUGUGAACCCAUUAGAGUGGACACCAACUUCUGGUACUGUGUUGAACUGCGCUCGUACCCUAAAAACCCCCCAAGAACCCACUCCCAAAAUCUUUAUUCACCUCGACACAACGUUGUGCUCACUUGUAUAUGUUGAUGCUAUGUUGCCCCUUGUUAUUUAAAUGUAGAGACGAGUAUUAUUUGCCAUACCCCUUUCUGUGUUUUUGUUGAGUGAAUGCCUUUAAAGAUACGCUCUCUGCUGCAGCUUGCUAAGUCUCCAACGGAAGAGAUGAUAAAAGAGUGAAAUCAGAGGCUCUAAUCAUUCGCAGUUAUCCUGCUCAUUACAGUGCAUCGGCACCCUCCUGAUCGAUCCCCCAGGCCCCCAAACCUUCUAUCUUUCUUACUGUGUACCUCCUUAAUUGCCUUAGCCUCUGCUGCCGAUUCUUCCUCACUCCAUCCCUCCUAUAUUCUCCCCUCUUCUCUCACCCAGCUCUGAUCUCCCAGCCUCUUUAUUGCUCUGCUUUUUGCCCCGCUCCUGUCCCCCGCUCUCCUCUCCCCUGCCCUCAGUCCUCCCAUUCCUUCAGUUCCAGCGCAGAACUAACUCUGUUUUCUUUUUCUUUUAUUUUUGGUGAAGUACUAUAGAUUGUUUUGCUGAAUCUUGAUAAUGUGUUUUAAUGUUCUUGUCAACAUUUAAUAAACAUUCACAUUUUAUAAAUGGGGAACACCCUGGAGUGUGUGUGUGUGUGUAUGUGUGUGUGUUGGUGUGUGUGUGUUCUUUCCCUCUCUCAGUGCAUCCAUGGUGUUCAUGGCAUCACAGUUGGUUUUUGUGAGUUUGUUUUUCAUCUGAAAAUGCUGAUUUGAUGAAGCUAAAACAAUUAACGUUUACGAGUCUUUUACCUGUCAUCAAAAAAACAAAAAACAAC
Messenger RNA from Lates calcarifer (barramundi perch), 6248 nucleotides. It is a transcript of the gene fibcd1b, whose product is annotated as fibrinogen C domain containing 1b. NCBI's taxonomy places the organism in Eukaryota, Metazoa, Chordata, Actinopteri, Centropomidae. The record is from RefSeq and is a predicted model, not a curated record.